AUGCAAGAAGUUUCUAGGAAAGCACUACCAGAUCUCGAAAAAAUGGCUUGCGCAGCUGACAGCUGCAUCCAAUUCACGCGUCACGCAAGUGAUGUACUGCUCAACUUAAACCGGCUCCGCAGCCGAGAUAUUCUCACAGAUGUCACUAUCUUGGUUAACAGACAGCAGUUUCGAGCUCACAAAACUGUCCUCAUGGCUUGCAGUGGGUUGUUCUACACAAUUUUCACGGACUCCCUCAAAUGCAACCUCAACGCCAUUAGUCUGGAUCCAAAGGUUGAUCCAGAAGGUUUCGCCAUCCUCCUGGAGUUUAUGUACACCUCCCGACUCACCCUGAAGGACAGUCUCAUCAUGGCAGUCAUGAACACAGCCAUCUAUCUGCAGAUGGACCACGUAGUUGAUACUUGCCACAGGUUCAUCAAAUCCAGUGACUCCUCUAUCAAACUGCCCAGAGAAGACUUUCUGAUCAGUCCACUCCUUUUGUCUCAGGAUGUCCAUGGCUAUAGGCCCCAUGAGGUAGUAGAAAGCAUCCCUGGCCGUGCACCAACCUUCAGGGAUGGGCGACCUUAUGCAGCAGGCAUGUUCAAUGGAGUUAAUGCUCCCAGCAGCUCUUAUCACCUCUAUGGCCAGUUCCCCAUGCAAGGCUUCCCUUUUCCUCUGUGCAAGCUGACAGAUACCAAAAACACUUUUCCUGAUUUUAACAAAGGAGGUGUGAUCCACCACAAGCAUUGUGAUACCGGUAGCUCCAUGCUUGCCGAAUACUCCCGUGCCAACACUAGUGGCCCCUCCAACAUCUGCCACGCCGGUUCUUUCUCUACCCGAGAGAUGGCGAGAGAUGAGGAGAUGAAGAGGGAGAGUCUGGAAGGAGUGGUCCAGGCCAUUGGAACUGGUUCCAGAAAGCAUGGUUUCUCCAGCCUUUCCCAGGAUCAGCAGAAGGAGACGGGGAAGGACCAGUCAGAGGAAGACCUGAGCCAUCAACACUACCCACUGGGCAUCUCCUCCAGUAGCCGCAAAGGUCUGAUGAGCAGCCCGCAGAGCCCUCUUAAAUCUGACUGCCAACCUAACUCACCCACCGAGUCCAGCAGCAGCAAGAACGCUGCCCUUUCCCAGAGCUCCAGACCCUUGACCUCACAGGGUACCCAAGAUCCCAAGGCGCGCAACUGGAAGAAAUACAAGUUUAUCGUGCUCAACCAGAGCACCAAGGAGGAGGAGUCCAGUCCUCGUGACCCUGGGAUGCGCUCUCCACAGCGGCUGGGGUUGUCUCCCUUCCAUCAUCCGACAGAUUCAGAACAUCUUGAUUCACAGGCGACCACCAAGAUCAGCGAACAUGGGGAGGACUUUCCUGCUCCCCAGGCUAGUCGUCUAAACAACAUCAUAAACAGAAGUCUGGAGGGAUCGCAGAGGAGCGGCGAUGGCCAUACUUCUCGCUACAUGAACCACUUAAAGUGUUCAUCUUGUGGCUCCCAGUCACCGCAGCACUCUGAGGUCUGCCCCAAUACUCCUGCCGCACGUCUCUCAGAGGAGAUGUCUGAACUGCACUCAGAGUACUCAGACUCCAGCUGUGAAAAUGGUACUUAUUUUUGCAAUGAAUGCGACUCCAAAUUUGCAGAGGAAGAGGCCUUGAAGCGCCACAUGCUUCAGGUCCACAGCGACAAGCCAUACAAAUGCGACCGCUGUCAAGCUGCUUUCCGGUACAAGGGAAACCUUGCCAGCCACAAGACUGUACACACAGGAGAGAAGCCGUAUCGCUGUAACAUCUGUGGUGCUCAGUUUAACCGACCAGCCAACCUCAAGACCCACACCCGCAUUCACUCAGGAGAAAAGCCAUACAAAUGUGAGACGUGUGGAGCUCGCUUCGUGCAGGUUGCUCACCUCCGCGCUCACGUCUUGAUCCACACUGGAGAGAAGCCAUACCCCUGUGAAAUCUGUGGUACACGCUUCCGUCACCUGCAGACACUAAAGAGCCACCUGCGUAUACACACGGGAGAGAAGCCCUAUCAUUGUGAGAAAUGCAACCUGCACUUUCGCCACAAGAGCCAAUUGCGAUUACAUCUCCGUCAGAAACACGGAGCAAUCACCAACACCAAGAUCCAGUACCGCAUGUCUACAGCGGAUGUCCCCACUGAUUUGACCAAGACCUGUUAAGCAGACCCACAGGGGUAAAUUGUGACCAUGGCAUUCAAACCCUGAUGAGUACAAUCAUCCCAAAUUGUAGUGCCACACUGUGUUAACAGAUGAGAGAAAAAUAUUGGCAGUAAAUGCCAUCCUAAACGGGUUUCCUCUACAUGUGAACAUAGAACCACAUAUGGUCUCUUGUAGUCACUUUAUUGUUUAUAUUUGCAUAUAGAGUAAUGUUGGGAGUGUUUAUAAGCUUUGAGCUACAUAAAGCUUUAUUUUGUAGAAAAAAAAAAAGGAUGGAAUGUAAAACAUUGAAAUCCAGUUUUUGAGAAUACAGUAUUUUAUAUCAAAUAACUUACUUUUCUGAAAGUAUCCGGUGAAUUUUGAUUGAAAGGUCGUAUAUUUUAAGGUAAUGGUAUUUCUGGCUGUAAAAAGAACUGUGUCUAUAAAUUUUAUAUAUAUAUAUAUAUGUAAAG
Messenger RNA from Chanos chanos (milkfish), 2591 nucleotides. RefSeq names its product BCL6A transcription repressor a (gene bcl6aa). Gene Ontology annotation, cellular component: nucleus. NCBI's taxonomy places the organism in Eukaryota, Metazoa, Chordata, Actinopteri, Gonorynchiformes, Chanidae. Bases 1 to 2142 code for a protein of 713 amino acids. The record is from RefSeq and is a predicted model, not a curated record. Gene Ontology annotation, molecular function: protein binding; DNA-binding transcription factor activity, RNA polymerase II-specific. Gene Ontology annotation, biological process: regulation of transcription by RNA polymerase II. The transcript has 9 exons.